Molecule: messenger RNA, 8512 nt
Organism: Echinops telfairi (small Madagascar hedgehog)
Lineage: Eukaryota; Metazoa; Chordata; Mammalia; Afrosoricida; Tenrecidae
Gene: NCOA2
Product: nuclear receptor coactivator 2
Exons: 22
Coding region: 81-4679 (1532 amino acids)
Biological process (GO): cellular response to hormone stimulus; positive regulation of transcription by RNA polymerase II
Cellular component (GO): nucleus
Molecular function (GO): protein dimerization activity; nuclear receptor binding
Source: RefSeq, a predicted model, not a curated record
GCAGAUUUCUCUUGGAUUUUGCCAGUGAUUUAUAAAUCUUCUGCACUGUGUACAGACACAGUUGCUGAUAUGUGUUCAAGAUGAGUGGGAUGGGAGAAAAUACCUCUGACCCGUCCAGGGCAGAGACACGGAAGCGCAAGGAAUGUCCGGACCAGCUUGGACCCAGCCCCAAAAGGAGCACUGAGAAACGUAAUCGUGAACAGGAAAAUAAAUAUAUAGAAGAACUUGCAGAGCUGAUUUUUGCAAAUUUUAAUGAUAUAGACAAUUUCAACUUCAAACCUGACAAAUGUGCAAUCUUAAAAGAAACUGUGAAGCAAAUCCGCCAGAUCAAAGAACAGGAGAAAGCAGCAGCUGCCAACAUGGAUGAAGUGCAGAAGUCAGAUGUGUCGUCGACAGGGCAGAGUGUCAUCGACAAGGAUGCUCUGGGGCCUAUGAUGCUGGAGGCCCUUGAUGGGUUCUUCUUUGUAGUGAACCUGGAAGGCAAUGUGGUGUUUGUGUCAGAGAAUGUGACACAAUAUCUACGGUAUAACCAAGAAGAGCUGAUGAACAAAAGUGUAUACAGCAUCCUUCAUGUUGGAGACCACACUGAAUUUGUCAAAAACCUGCUGCCAAAGUCCAUCGUGAAUGGGGGAUCUUGGUCUGGUGAACCUCCAAGGCGGAACAGCCAUACCUUCAACUGUCGGAUGCUAGUAAAAUCUCUGCCCGAAUCCGAAGAGGAAGGCCAUGAUAACCAGGAAGCACAUCAGAAAUAUGAAACUAUGCAGUGCUUUGCUGUUUCUCAACCAAAGUCCAUCAAAGAAGAAGGAGAAGAUUUGCAGUCCUGCCUGAUUUGUGUGGCUAGAAGAGUCCCCAUGAAGGAGCGGCCCGCUCUUCCCUCGUCAGAAAGUUUUACUACUCGCCAGGACCUCCAAGGCAAGAUCACUUCUCUGGAUACCAGCACCAUGCGGGCAGCCAUGAAACCAGGCUGGGAGGAUCUGGUGAGGAGAUGCAUUCAGAAGUUCCAUGCACAGCAUGAAGGGGAAUCUGUGUCAUACGCUAAGCGGCAUCAUCAUGAAGUGCUAAGACAAGGACUGGCAUUCAGUCAGAUCUAUCGUUUCUCCUUGUCCGACGGCACUCUUGUUGCGGCCCAAACGAAGAGCAAACUCAUCCGUUCUCAGACUACUAAUGAACCUCAGCUGGUAAUAUCUUUGCAUAUGCUUCACAGAGAGCAGAAUGUGUGUGUAAUGAAUCCAGAUCUGACUGGACAAGCUAUGGGGAAGCCAAUGAAUCCAAUUAGCUCUAGCAGCCCUGCCCAUCAGGCCAUGUGCAGUGGGAACCCAGGUCAGGACAUGACCCUCAGUAGCAAUAUAAAUUUUCCUAUAAAUGGCCCAAAGGAACAAAUGGGCAUGCCCAUGGGCAGAUUUGGUGGUUCUGGGGGAAUGAACCAUGUGUCAAACAUGCAAGCAACCACUCCUCAGGGUAGUAACUAUGCACUCAAAAUGAACAGUCCCUCACAAAGCAGCCCUGGGCUGAAUCCAGGGCAGCCCAGCUCCAUGCUUUCACCAAGGCAUCGCAUGAGCCCUGGAGUGGCUGGAAGCCCCCGAAUCCCACCCAGUCAGUUUUCCCCUGCAGGAAACUUGCAUUCCCCAGUGGGAGUUUGCAGCAGCACAGGAAAUAGCCAUAGUUACACCAACAGUUCCCUCAAUGCACUUCAGGCUCUCAGUGAAGGGCACGGGGUCUCCUUAGGGUCAUCGUUGGCAUCACCGGACCUAAAAAUGGGCAAUUUGCAAAACUCCCCAGUAAAUAUGAAUCCUCCCCCACUUAGCAAGAUGGGAAGCUUAGACUCCAAAGAUUGUUUUGGACUUUAUGGGGAGCCCUCUGAAGGUACAACUGGACAAACAGAAAACAGCUGCCAUCCUGGGGAGCAAAAGGAAACAAAUGAUUCCAACAUGCCCCAAACUGGGAGCAGUGAGAGACCUGAUGGGCAGAACAGACUGCACGACAGCAAAGGACAGACCAAACUCCUGCAGUUGUUGACCACCAAAUCGGAUCAGAUGGAGCCCUCGCCCUUAUCCAGCUCUUUGUCGGACACAAGCAAGGACUCCACGAACAGCUUGCCUGGCUCUGGGUCAACGCACGGCACGUCGCUCAAGGAGAAGCAUAAGAUUUUGCACAGACUUUUGCAGGACAGCAGUUCCCCUGUGGACCUGACUAAGUUAAUCGCAGAAGCCACCGGCAAAGAGCUGAACCAGGAGCCUGGCGGCACAGCUCCGGGUUCAGAAGUGACUAUUAAACAGGAGCCAGUGAGCCCCAAGAAGAAAGAGAAUGCACUACUUCGCUACUUGCUAGAUAAAGACGAUACUAAAGAUAUCGGUUUACCAGAAAUAACCCCCAAACUUGAGCGACUGGACAGUAAAACUGACCCUGCCAGUAACACAAAAUUAAUAGCUAUGAAAACCGAGAAGGAAGAGAUGAGCUUUGAGCCUAGUGACCAGCCUGGCAGUGAGCUGGACAACUUGGAGGAGAUUUUGGAUGAUUUACAGAACAGUCAAUUACCACAGCUUUUCCCAGACACGAGGCCAGGCGCCCCUACUGGAUCAGUUGACAAGCAAGCCAUCAUCAAUGACCUCAUGCAACUCACAGCUGAAAACAGCCCUGUCACACCUGUUGGCGCCCAGAAAACCACACUGCGAAUGUCACAGAGCACUUUUAAUAACCCACGACCAGGGCAACUGGGCAGGUUAUUGCCAAACCAGAAUUUACCACUUGACAUCACCUUGCAAAGCCCAACUGGUGCUGGACCUUUCCCUCCAAUAAGAAACAGUAGUCCAUACUCAGUGAUACCUCAGCCGGGAAUGAUGGGUAAUCAAGGGAUGAUAGGAAACCAAGGAAAUUUAGGGAGCAGUAGCACAGGAAUGAUGGGUAGUAAUCCUUCUCGGCCCACCAUGCCAUCUGGAGAAUGGGCAUCACAGAAUUCUGCUGUAAGAGUCACCUGUGCUGCUACCACCAGUGCCAUGAACCGGCCAAUCCAAGGAGGCAUGAUUCGGAAUCCAACAGCCAGCAUCGCCAUGAGACCCAACAGCCAGCCUGGCCAAAGACAGAUGCUUCCGUCUCACAUGAACAUAGGGCCCUCGGAAUUAGAGAUGACUAUGGGGGCUCCUCAGUAUAACCAGCAACAAGCUCCACCAAAUCAGACCGCCCCCUGGCCAGAGAGCAUUCUGCCUAUUGACCAGACAUCAUUUGCCAACCAGAACAGGCAGCCAUUUGGGAGCUCUCCUGAUGACUUGCUGUGUCCACAUCCUGCAUCUGAGUCUCCGAGUGACGAGGGGACGCUCCUAGAUCAGCUGUAUUUGGCUCUGCGGAACUUUGACGGCCUGGAAGAGAUUGACAGAGCUUUGGGAAUACCCGAGCUGGUCAGCCAGAGCCAAGCUGUAGAUCCAGAGCAGUUCCCAAGUCAGGAGUCCAACCUCAUGAUGGAGCAGAAGGCCUCUGUUUUCCCACCACAGUAUGCGUCUCAGUCACAAAUGGCCCCCAGUAGCUAUACCCCCAUGCAAGAUCCAAACUUUCACACCAUGGGACAGCGACCGAGUUACGCCGCACUCCGAAUGCAGCCUCGACCAGGCCUGCGCCCCACUGGCCUCGUGCAGAACCAGCCAAAUCAGCUGAGGCUUCAGCUGCAGCACCGCCUCCAGGCACAGCAGAAUCGCCAGCCCAUUAUGAAUCAGAUCAACAAUGUUUCGAAUGUGAACAUGACUCUGAGGCCCGGAGUGCCAACACAGGGACCUAUUAAUGCACAGAUGUUGGCCCAGAGACAGAGAGAAAUCCUAAACCAGCAUCUCCGCCAGAGACAAAUACAUCAGCAACAGCAAGUUCAGCAACGAACUUUGAUGAUGAGAGGACAAGGGUUGAACAUGACUCCGAGCAUGGUGGCUUCUGGUGGUAUACCAGCAACUAUGAGCAACCCCCGGAUCCCCCAGGCAAAUGCACAGCAGUUCCCAUUUCCUCCAAACUACGGUACUGGACUUCCAUCCCCACCACCCUUCACCAGUCCUUUCUCCCCGGUGUCCCCCAGUCCCGGGUCACAGCUCCUCUCUCACAGCUCUGUGCAUGGCUCCCAGAUGACUCUGGCUAACCAGGGGAUGAUAGGCAACCCGGGAGGACAGUUGGGGCCUGUCAGGAGUCCCCAAAUCCAGCACAGUACCUUCCAGUCUCUCAGCUCAGGAAUGAGUCAGCAACCUGAUCCAGGCUUCACUGGGGCCACAACCCCCCAGAGUCCCCUGAUGUCACCCAGACUGGCUCACACUCAGAGCCCCAUGCUACAGCAGUCUCCUGCGAACCCAGCCUAUCAGGCCUCUUCAGACAUGAAUGGAUGGGCGCAAGGGAAUAUGGGUGGAAACAGCAUGUUUUCACAGCAGUCCCCACCUCACUUUGGACAGCAAGCAAACACCAGCAUGUACAAUAACAAUAUGAACAUCAAUGUAUCCUUGGCGACCAACACAAGUGGCAUGAACAACAUUAACCAGAUGACAGGACAGAUCAGCAUGACCUCAGUGACCUCUGUGCCUACAUCAGGGCUGUCCUCCAUGGGUCCUGAGCAGGUUAAUGAUCCUGCUCUGAGGGGAGGCAACCUAUUCCCAAACCAGCUGCCUGGGAUGGAUCUGAUUAAGCAGGAGGGAGACGCAUCACGGAAAUACUGCUGACACUGAAGGUAGCUGAUUGCUUCUUUAUUCAGCUGACCGGGCUCCAGUUGCUCAAAACACUUACUCGUCUGGAGAGCUGCGUCCACUUAUUCUGACCCACUGACCUGCCAGCCAGUUCUGCCCGAGCAGGAACCACAGACAGACCUCGGCUCUGCCCCAGUGGGGAGACCCAGGCAGCUGUCACUGGAGAAGCUGCCUCUUCUCUUGACGGUCUGAAGCUUACGUCCAGACAGUUGCUCAGUCUGUUCACUGCAUUCACCUUAGUGCAACUUAGAUCUCUCCUGCAAAGUAAAUGUUGACAGGCAAAUUCCAUCCCCAUGUCAGAUUGAAUGUAUUUAAAUGUAUGUAUUUAAGGAAAAGAACCGUGCUCUUGUUCUGUUCCUGUUUGGUUCCAGACAAUGGUUUCUUGCUUGGUUUCCCCGGCUAACCUGUCUAGUGCAAACAAAGAUUUCAUCUGGGAGAAAGAACAGAAUUCCUUUAAAAAUUAGAACCUGAUAAGGUGUUUUAAGCGAAAGCCUACCCAUGGGCUUAGAAGCAAGGCAAGCCCGUGGACAGUGAGGUGUUUACAGAAACACCCAGCCAGUGAGGACCAAUAAAGUCCUAGUUGUAUCUUUGUAGAAAGUUCUAAAGACCAGGUUGGAAAGAAUUUCCACUUAACAGCCUGUGAGGGCUGUUAAUAUUAACAAAUACUGUUUUCCUUUUUUCUUCUUCUUCUUCUUCUUCUUCCCUGGAUUAAAAAACAACAAGCUAAUUCAUCUAAAUCAUGAAUCAAGAAGAAUUAUUUGCGCACCCAAAUUAAGUUACCCCUUUGUUGAUUCAGGCAGUUUGAAUUGGCAUCUCCUCCUCCCCACCACUGCCCACUUUGGCUCACUGCUCUCUAGUAGUGUACACAACAGAAACCAGGUAACUCUCUUCCUGAAAUGUUUUGCCAGCCACCAAUCAGUUUGCUUAAGAUUGAAUUUCUGAAAAAUGCAUUUACUGGCAAGGAGAGGAGCAAAAUUAGGGCUUGAUCCCAAUCAAGCUAAGGGUACCUGUUUUGGAAGCAUGUUUCUUCUGUUCCCCAGCAACUCUGGCCUACAAAAUGGGAGAAAAUAAUAGUGUGUGAAAAUUUUACAGCAGAUAUCACUACAGAUUUAUCCACCACCAUGUGUUUCUUGUUUGUUUGGGUUUUUUUUUUUUUUUAAUUUUAUUUUUUAGCAGUGCUAAGCUGAAGUUUUAUAAGGUACAUAAAAUCCGAUUUAUAUGUAAACAAGCAAUAAUUUAAGUUGAACUUAAGUGUUUUAAUUGUAUAAUUUUUGUGAGGUAUACAUAUUGUGGAAUUGACUCAAAAAUGAGGUACUUCAGUAUUAAAUUAGAUAUCUUCAUAGCAAUGUCUCCUAAAGGUGUUUUGUAAAGGAUAUCAAUGCCUUGAUUAGACCUAAUUUGUAGACUUUUAGACUUUUUAUUUUCUAAACCUUGUGAUUCUGCUCAUAAGUCAUUUAUCUAUAUAAUAUGCAGCCGCUGUAGGAACCAAUUCUUGAUUUUUUUAUAUGUUUAUAUUCUUUCUUAAUAAACCUUAGAAAGACUACAUGUUACUAAGCAGGCCACUUUUCUGGUUGUUUUUCUUGCCCAUUCUGGCAGGGGAAUAAUCUUUUAUUAAUUGGCAUCGGUUUCAGACAACUGCAAUACUAAGAAACGGAUGACCCUUUUUUGAACUAUUUCUCUCCGACCCGAUACACAUAGUUUCAUAACUAAAUUUCCAAAUGAUGUUCUUUUUGAUGUCGAAAAGGCAGCGCAUUUUAUAAAAUCUCAUUAGCCAGGCUUUUUAGGAACAGAAAGGUUUUUCCUAGAAAUCUGAUUGUUUAUUAUUGUGUGGCAGGGUGGAAAAUGUACAAACUAUACCCCUAUUUAUAUUUAUCUCUCUCUAUAUAUAUGUAGGGUAUGGCAGUAUAGAAAGAGAUAUAGCCCAAAGAUAAGGGAUGAAUAGUCUGAAAGUGUUGCUCCAUACUAAAGAAAUGUUCUGGAAAUUUGCAUUUAGCUCGAUACAGGGAGGUGGCCGAGGAACGGCACCACGUGGUGGCCACCAGUUCAGUGUCCCACUCAAAAGGCUCGACUGCUCCACCAGACUCGGGCUACCUGACUGAAGAAAAGGCCGAGCCAAUGUUGGCCCCAGAACUCCAUGACCUCACUGCUGUACUGAGACUUGCGUUGUACACCACUUAACCUGACCAGUUGUCCAUUGAUUUGUAGAAAGAUGUGAAUUAGAAGGACCUGACAGCACAAACGCGAGAUGCAGUUGAAGCUGGAUUUGUGUUCUCUUGCGUUUUGAGUCUCUUUUCGCUCUAACGCGUCCCACAAUGCCUGCAUCAUUAUGUUGGUCCAUCUGCCCCCGCCCUUUGACCGUGGGUCCCGUGCAGACCCAUGGACAGAGCUGCGGUGCGGUCCUGGUAACGGAGAGCAAGUGGGGACCCUCACUGUCUUGAAGGACAAGCAAUGAGGAGUUUCCUCUGGGCUCCGAUCAGGGAAUGGGUUCUGCUUUACAUCUAAUUAGGAGAAGAAGCGUAAGUGAAGAGAUCCUCUGAUCAUAUUGAUCACUGUAGAAGCAAAAGCCAAAUCAAUCCCCUUCAUUAUCAGUAUUUCUCAUGCUGUACACGAUAAAUUUGUGAGACCGAGGACUUGGUUUUUGUUUAAUAGAACAAAUAAUCAGUGUUUUACUUCUAUUACUAAAUGUGAAAAUGCAUAAUGUGAAAGAAUACAUACAUUCACUUGGUUGUAAGACUCAUUUAAGUGUUCAUGUAACGUGGUAAGUUUAACAAGUGAAGUGAGCUGUUUUACUGCAGAUGGACUCGUUGGACUCAAAGAUGAACAUGCCUCCCCUGCCCCAUGUGUAUCUCUGUAACGGCCUGUAAUAAUUGAAAGCAAUGUUUUUGCAGUUUCUAUAAUGCAAUUUUUAAUCUGUGUUUAAAAAUGGAGUUCAUAUGGGCUUAACACAUGAAAAUGGGUGGCACCGAUCCACCUGCAGAACCCAAAGAUACACAAUCAAUUUUGCAAUGCAACUGAAGCCAUUAAUUGUUGGUGUGAAUUUAAAUUUUCUAGGGUUUGUAUGGUAGUGUGCUGCCUAAGAGCAAGCAUUCUCUGCACAAAAGAAAACUACUGCAGUGGCUUCGGCUUUAAUUAGAAUUUUCUCCCUGGUGUUUCUUUAUAGACUGAAACAAAAAAUUUUAAGUUUCUUCCUACAGGUAAAAGCUAUGUGCAAGAACCUCAAAAUGCUAAAAUCUAGCAUAAUGCCUUAGAUCUGUUUUUAAGUCUUGUAUAUUCCUACAUAGCUGUCUGAUGUAUUAUAUUUGUAUAGUGAAUUGUGUACAAUUUUUGAAUCAGUGCAUCAUCACUUAACCUUGACGUUGUUGAAUGGUGAUGAUGAAACAUACAUUUCUUCAAACAUUUAACUGUCUUUUUUUUCCUUUUGUCAGUUGUGGGUUUUAUUUGUACAGUUCUCAUGAAGUUGCAUCUGAGAUGUGUGUAUAUGAAAAGAUUACACAAGGGUGAAAUUAAGCAAUAUAUUAACUAUGGUUCUUCAGGAGAAAGCUUACAGUGUUUCAGGUUGUGAUUUAUUUUCCAAAUGGAGUUGACUCUGAACAUCACUUUGUCCACCUGCAUUGAUGUUUGUAUUUCUAUUGUGAGCAGUUUAUGCAAAGGUAGAUAUAUUCAGAGAAAUUUUAAAUACAUUUAUGCAAGUUAAUAUUGCUUUGCUGAUGCUAUUUGCUUAUUUGAUGUUAAAUAAUGCUAUUGUAAAUAAAGAACUCUGUUGUUAUUGCAUCAUUUAAUAAAUUUUAAUGCCUUCGGGUUUUACAUGG